Molecule: messenger RNA, 16972 nt
Organism: Podarcis lilfordi (Lilford's wall lizard)
Lineage: Eukaryota; Metazoa; Chordata; Lepidosauria; Squamata; Lacertidae
Source: the annotation of a GenBank genome assembly
GGGCGGGGCUGCAUAGCCGCCGGGAGCCUCGUGAGUGGCCGGCUCGCCUGCCAAUAGCGCGCCGUAGUCCCGCCCUGCGAGCUUGAUAAAGGAAGCCCUUCACUUCCUGAUCCGCUUGCUGAUUGGUUUAUCCGGACGCGUAGGGACGCUUUUAAGGGACCCCCUCAGCGCCUUCAGCGUUCCGUUCCGAGGCGAGCUAAGCGGGCCGGCGCCAUUAGCGACACCGCCAUGACGUUCAAGCGGGCCCGCGACCGGCUCUACAGCACCCGCUGCUGCGGCUGCUGCCAUGUCCGCACCGGCACUAUCAUCCUGGGCACUUGGUACAUGGUAAGGAAGGUCUCGCUGUUAAGGGGAAAGGGCCGCUUUUGUCCGUUCGGAGGGGUUGUGAGGCGAUGUUCCGGGUGAUGGGGAGCCUUUAUUGCGCGUGCGCGCAGGCCCGCCGUACAACGUCCCUUUUUUCCUCGGGCGCUGACGUGCCCCGUGGAGCUGCCGCGCAUGCGUGUUACCCCCCCCCCCAGUGUUUUCCAGAACUUUGCCAGCAAAUACGUAAGACCUGGGAGAGCGGCGAUUCCGGAAGGAGACUGGAUUGGCCGCCUGCGGUUGGUCUUCCUUAGGCAUGGCUGCCUGCGAAGGCUUUACUUCCUCGCUGCAAAGCCUUUUGAAAGCAAACCUGCAGCUGCGCACUUGUUGCUGUGUGUUCCCAGUUUUUCUGCUAAGUAGCUCAGGGUCUCGUAUUGUCCGUAGCUCUCCUGCUUUUUAUCCUGGUGUUAGCCCUAAAAGACCGUGGCUGGCCGAAGGCCACCCCAGUGAGCUUCAUUGCUGAGUGAGGAUUUGAACUCUGGUCUCCCAGAUCCUAAGGGACGCGGGUGGCGCUGUGGGUUAAACCACAGAGCCUAGGGCUUGCCGAUCAGAAGGUCGGUGGUUCGAAUCCCUGCGAUGGGGUGAGCUCCCAGGAUUUGAAUCACUGCUCAACCAGGAAGCUCACUGGCUGACCUUUGGCCAGUUACCAUCUCUUUCAACUGAACCUACCUCACAUGGUUGUUGUGAGGAUGAAAUGGGGAGAAGGAGAACCACGUACACCACCUUGAGCUCCUCGGAAGAGAAAGCUGGUAUAUAAAUGUAGUAAAUAAUCUGACACCCUCUCACCUGUGACAUCUUUACACUCCUGGAGGUAGUGUCGGAAAGAGACCUUCCAAGGUUUGUGUAAGAGAAUUGGUUUGUGCUUCUCCUUAGGAUUCUUUCCUGCUACAUGCCUCUUUUGCCAGUUGGACAAAGUAGAGUGGGCUCUGAGUGCUAAACAUUCGUUCUUACUCCUUUCCCUUUCCAUACGGACUACUCAGUCUGUUUCUGGUCCUAUAGUUUCUGCAGUGAUGGACAGGAGAGAAGAAACACUAAAAAAAAAUAGUUUAUAUACUGCUUAAUUAGUUUCCUCUUGAGAAUUAUUUUCAUAAAAUUCAGUCAUCUCCUUCUAGUUCUAAUAUUGCCACUCUUCCAUAGAGAAUUCUGGGAGUUGCAGUUUUUGAUGACAGUGGUGAGAAUUCUUCUGAAGGUUCAUAGUACACCUUCCCCUAAAAUAUAGAUCCCAUGGGCAGAAUGAAUUAACUACUAGUUUAUUUUGUCUAUUGUUGUAGUUUCCAGACUCCAAACAACAGCUGGAUUUAUGCUUUAUUUUCAGAUGCUAGUGGAUAUAUUAUAAGAGGAUGCUACUGAAAGAGUUAAUAAAACCAGACAAUUGGAACUUUAAUACUAUGGAGAAAAUGCUGACUGAGAUAGCAUUGUGGCUUUGAAACAGCAAAUUGCAAGGUUGUCGUUGUGAGUGCAAUUUUAAUUGAAAUAGAAAUUAACUCACUGCUUCUUGUGAAACUUGCUACAAAGUUCAUAAUAUAUGUAGCAUUAGUUUCCACUUCUAUAAGGAAGUGGGGAAAUCACUUAGCAGCUAGUGUUUCUUGUAGGUCAAACUCUUGCGCUAGUUAGCAUGGAGGGGGUUGGGGUAUGACUUCCGUGAGUUUUCAGCACCACUUUGUAUCACUUGCUUGUCUUCACAAGAUCUUCUAUUUUUGAUGUUUUCAGCUGCUGGUACUCAGGGAAGUGUUGGCAUGCAGUCAGUUGUCCUUUCCAUGGUGAGGGUGACCAGUCACCCUUACGGAUGCUGUUUGUGUUGUCUCUUCCUUUCAGCAGGAAGAGAUUGCAUCUUUGUACUAGGUGGGAGGGAAUAUUGGGUCAAUAGGACACUUCCCACACAGCAGUAGUUACAGAAGGCGUUUCCGGCAUAGCAACUCUUUAGCUAGGGUUCAUAAAUGUGAUUAACACUGGAAAGUUACUUUUUAAAUCUUUUGAUUCCUUGCCCCUCCCUUGAGCCUGGCAUGGGUAGGAUUUUUUAAAGAAGCAGAAAAUAGUCAUCUUGCUGCUUUCUGAGAUUUUACAGCAGGGGCAAGCCCCCCCCCUUAUACUGUAGUGUAGCAGAAUCGUGCUUUCAGAACCUGCUACUUGAUUACAUGUUUCUUUUGACAAGACCCAAGCUCUCAGACAACAAAAAAGUGGGGAAAAAAGUUAAUUUGGGGACACUAGCGCAGAUCAGGCUAGUUCCUGGCCAAUGCACCAGCACUAAUUAGAUCUUUUAAUCAGAGUUUGAAUUUGCAACCCGGUUAAGUGAGGAAUAAAGCCAUAGGCUCAGGAUUGUAACUGAAAUGAAAAAAAUGGAUUAUGGAUAUACAGUGCUAUGAAAUUUUCAAACAAUAAAACUUCAUAAAGGAAUGUAAUAUAAUAGAAAAUAAUAUAUGUUUUUUUUUUAAAUAAAAAAUGGCACCAAGUUGCAAAUUUAUUGCACAGAGUAAGUCAUUUUCUCAAGCUUGGAUCCCUAGCUGUUGGACUACAACUCCCAUCACCCCUGAUCCUGCUAACUAGGGAUGAUGGGAAUCACAGUCCAACAACAGCUGAGGACCCAAGUUUUAUAAACACUGGAGUAAGUAGUAUUGUUAAAAUAGUCUACUCCCAACUUCCCCCAGCCCAUCUAGUUGUGAAAGUUGUUAGCUCCCUAGCAUCUUUGCAUUUUAGAAUAAAGUUUAUAGUUACCCAUCCAAGGCAGUAGGCCAAGGUAAUGGGACUUUUACUUGGGUAUAAAAGCACAUGAAGCAGAGAUGGAUAGAUAAAUAGCAGAAAUAAUGGGGGGGGGGGGACGAUGAUUCUGAAAUAUGGCGCAGCAUUUUCAAGCAGCUUGCACAGAAAUGACAGUUGCACAUUUCAUCCAUUUUGAUCAAUUGCAUUGUAGGUUUGAAGUUUGCUGUAGUUGUUCUGGCAUAGUAGGGUUCAGAUUAACAAGGAUUAGCUAAGGUUUGGCCUUAAGGUGUUACUGGGGUACAAUAUUUAUCUUCGGUCAUACUGGCUAGAGCUAAUGGUAGUUGGAGUUCCACAACAUCUGGAGCACCAUAGCUCAGCCACCUCUGCUAUAGGCUGUAAAAGUUAAGCCUAUGCACACAAAACUAUGCCCUGUUGAAAUCAAUAGAAAUUUGGGACGUGAACGUUGGCAUUGUCUUGAGACAGGUGGAUGGCAACAUAGCACUAACAAAACUGGUGUGAUAGAGUUGCAGUUCUGUUGUGUGUUCUUCUGUGGAAGGAGAUGUCAGCUUCUUCAGAUUCUAUGAACUAAAGUAAACGUAGGAAACUUUAUGAGUUGCAGUUUCUUUCAGCUUGUUGAUCAACUUAAGUUAAAACAAUGGGAACUAUUGGUAUUUAUAUUGCAACCGUGUAGUGGCCUUAUGGACUGUGUAGGAUAUUUAAUGUGUUCUCUAGCUGAUUGUCAAUAGUUCACAUUGUGAACUUACAAACUUCAGAUUUUGAAAUGGUGUUAAAUGCCUAAGAAAUGCCUUUUAAGUAAUGUGUGUAUCCAAAAUGUCUUCUUUCAAAAAUAGCUUUUGCGUGACUUAGGUGGUUUUGGAGAAAAUUCUGGGGAAAGUACUUGGGAAGUUAACACUUUAGAUACUAUAGUAAGGAAAUUAAAAAUACAUUGACUUGAAGCUUCUGUCUUAAAUGCAUCCUGAAAUUGGAGGGGGAAGGAGAGAUAAUAGUACAGAGAAGGUGGUAGAGCAGGAAGAUGAUGAGGCUCCUUGGAGUUCUGCAGAGAUCCCCCCCCCCCCCCCAGAAAGUAGCUAUGCCCUCAAAGCUCAUACAAGCUCUCUAGCCCUUUGCUACGUGACCAGUUACUAUGUUGCUUGCAGAUAUCCUUUGAAUUGCAAGGAUUUUUCUCAAUACUGUAUGUGACAAAAGGUCAUACUCCCUGUCCAGAUCAGGGUGCCUGUAGGCAAAUAGGCACAGCCAUCCUGAAAUACGCAGUUUCAUGGAAUGUUAUUUUCCUUUAAUCUGAUGUUUGGCUUAAACAAAAUCCUGUUUAUAGCCACCAGCAACUAGCUUUGUUCUCUUUGGCAAUCUUGGCAGAGCUUGCAUUCCGCCUCUUUUUAUUCUUAUAAUUUACAUUGAUUGCAUUACAGUACAUAGUAAAAUUAAAAAUGUAACCAAGUGUGUAUAUUAUUGAGAUCUUAAAACACUUUUCAACAAAACUGGAGGUGCACGACCUUUCCUACAGCUGUUUUUGUUUACUUUAAAACUACAGAGUGUAGUUUUAAGUUGGAAUCAUGAUGAAUAAGACAGAUCAAUACUCAGUUGAGGGAGGUAUGUAAUUAUAGAGAUUUUUAUCCAGAUAUCUUUUCCACGUGUUAUAUAGUCACAUACUUAUAUAAUGCAUAACAUUGUUAGUGAGGCAUAUACAUUGCAUUAAUUUUAUUAUUUUAAUAGUCUUUCAAUUAACUAGGGAUCCAAUCCUAUGCACAUUUACUUAGAAGUAAGCCCAGUUGAACACUGUAUGAUUUCUGAGUAGGAUUGGGCCAUACCUUGAGUUUUCAUAACUAGCAUAAGACUUUAAUUGUAGUUGUGCUAAAUAAAUGCUUUUUAAAACUGAGGGUUGUAUGUAACACUGCAGUUUUGCUCGUGCAACAAGGUUCCAUGUGCACAAUGGAACUGCCCUUUCCUCUCUGUCACUUGCAGUCAGGACCAUUAUGGGCAGAUUUUGGAACAGCCGGAAGGGAAAGUCCUACUGUUCAAGUGGAAAUCCACUUGAAUAGCACUGGAUGCAUCCCUUGACCAGUGUUUGAUCAUAUUUCACCAGUAAGUUGACCAGCUCCUAUAAACCCUUUUUGGUAUAGUGAACCUGUGUUCCUCUGUUUUAACCUAGAAAAACACUUAUUAAAUGCAAUGCAAAGUGCAUUUCAGUCUCUGUUCUUUGGUAAGAUUAUAAUAGGGAAAAGUUCACUGGCUGCUUGGAACACAAAUUAUUACAUAAUGCCUGUCUAUUCAUGAGGCACUUUUGUUUUCUGUUUGUGUUGCGGAUUAUAACAAACCUAUUAAGAUAAGCCAAACAAAAUCCUCUUUUGCAAACUUAAAGGAAAGUGUUGUGGUUCAUUUUAUAAAAGCAUAUCUCAAUUCUGUUCAAUUGCUGCCAUUUGAUUUCCACCCCUCCUUGAUGGUAUGUUUUCUCAGAUUUGGUAUGUGAGCAAUAGUAAGCUAGAAUACUUUAAAACAAUCACAUCGGGGGUUUGUAUGUGCAGUUUAAAUUUUUAAUUCAUGCUCCCUGAAAAAACAAUUUACAAAAUAUUAAACACAUGCCAUAGUCAUAUUUUCUUAGGUGGAAAGAGUAGAUUGUCAAACCAUCCAAUCCUUUGAAAUAUUUUAAGUAAAUGUAAAGCUUUUUACUACUGCAUUGGGUUGAUAGGAAGAUUUGGAGCCAAAUUAUUGCUCUUUAUAUUUUUCCAACUGUCCACGUUCAUAUUCAGCCUUUCCUAGAUAUAUAGUUCAUUUUGCAGUGAAUGUAAAUUCCUGUUACAAAACCCACUUGCAUAUACCUCUUUGGUGAAUAGAUUACUGUGAAGUUUGUAUUUCUAAAUUAUUCAUUGAUGGUGAUCAUUAAGAGAGAUGAGCAGGGUAUAAUAGUAUCACAAUUGUCAGAUACAGAAUGCUGUACCUAAGUUGCUUAACUGUUGUAAUAAACUGAAAAAGCUUGAGAGAGGCUUCCCAGUGUGGCUUCUAUUAUUUGGGAGUCGGUCUUGCUGAUUUCAUUUUCAACUAAAUAUGUUGCUUUGGUGAUAUUUAUUAUAAGAUGGAGGAAAACAUUUUUUAAUACCAGUUUGGGAGACUGAAGACAGCAUAAGAAUUUGUUGAAACAGCCAUUUAGGUGGGAAAACAUGACCUUUUAUGUUACAGAACAAUUUUUAGGUGGUGGAAAUACUGGUCCUUAAAUUGUUUAAAAAUCGUUAGCAGUUUUGCAAAGUGAAUAUUUUAUAUUGACUCAAUGCCUCCUGUACGUAAAUAUGAUCUGAAGUCAACAGAGAAACUCUACAUUGUGGUUGUCGGUGUAAUGCCCAUGGGCACCCAUUUGCUUUCAGGGGUUUUCUUUUCUGCCUGCAGGACAUCCCCACCCUGUUUGAAAUUAGUCUUGAUACAGGCAUUCUAAUGUCAUCAAUAUUGCUUGGUUGCAAAAUGUGAUAUGGUGCCCAUGAGUUUCUCCAGUUUGCUGAUGUGCCCAAAGACCUCAAAAAGUUGGUGAUGUUUUCAGUUAAUCCGUAGGGAAUGUGUCUGGAGGGGGAAUGGAAGAUGAAGAUAUUUCUUGCUGAGAUUAAAAACAUUUAGUGUGUCUAGUGCAUCUUCACAUCUUAAAGUCAAUCAAUGGCCUUGAAUUUAGUGUUCCAAAGUUUGGUGUUUUUGGAGACUGUGUUAGAAACUGAGAUAUGAAAGCUAGGAGUUAAAUGGCACCUUAAACCUAGGUGAGGGGCACAACAACAGAAUGUCUGGACAUGCUUUUUUAUAACAAGAAUACAAAGCUGGAAAUGAAUGAGCUGCAGCUAAAAAUAUUAUGUUCAUUUUUCAUAUAGCCUAGUCCUUCCCUUUCUCACCCCCCUAAUAUUUUUAAGAGAGUCUCUUCUCCAGUCUUCAGAGAGUAGCUGGAAGUGAGGAGGCAGAAAAAGAUCCUCUUUUCCUUCCACUCUUCAGUUUUAAUCUGAAAUCUUAGGCUCAGUACUGCGCCCAGACCUCAGAAACUGCUUGUGCUAAUGAAAUUCUGUGUCACAAAAUGUGCCUAGAACAAUGGUAGUUUCAAACACUGUUUGGAGAGUUACAUUGGUUUUUCCCCCAUAACCAGAACUAUGGCCAGUACUUCUUUUGGGGGACCAGACUUAAAAUAUAACAUUUAAGUCUGUAACCAUGUUUCUGUAGGAGUGUAUGGACAUUUCGUUUCCUUUGUACAACACAGGUGGUAUCACCUCUGCCUUCCUUAGCUCAGGCUUUUAUACCUACAGCUUGGUAUCUACAGCUUGGUAUCUUAAUGUUUGUAAAACUUCUCAGGAGUUAGAAAGGUCUCAUCAUAGCAUCAGUAUAUAUUAAUAGCUCAGUUAAAUGUAACAAGAGUCGCUUGUGUUUCAUUAAGUGGUAUUACUCAUACAAGUUGUUCCUUUUAGCAACCUUAGCAACCUUGCCACUUGUCUCUGCAAGGGUGAUUUGCAUGACAACUUGAUCUGUGGGAUUGUCACACAGUUUCUCAUCAAGUUUCCUUCUUGCAGUGGUUUGCUCUCCAGAUUUCUCUGCUUUCACUUUGUGUUGUGUUUCGGUAGCCAUGUGGAUAGGCAAAAUAAUGGAGAGUUGAAUGUUCAUUCUCAAGAUCUUGUGGAGGUCAUGUAACAUAAUUUGUAGUUUGUUGGGAGAACGUAAGCACUACUAGAUCAGGCCAGUGGCCCGUCUAGUCCAGUAUUUUGUUAUUACAAUACCUAACAAGAUGCUUACAGAAAACCUGCAAGCAGGACCAGAGUGGAACCCAGUGUAAGAAACUCAGAUAUAUGUUAGACACUAAAUGGCUCCUUAAACCAGAGUUGCAGUCGCCAAAACGGAAUGUCUAGUUGCCAUUUUUGGGCAAGACUGCUUGAAAGUCUUAUUUUUCAGAUGAUGGACUGACUGUGAUUAAUUCUCAGAUAAACAUCUGGCUAGUUCAGAUGAAAACCUUGAGCUAGGUUAAGAACAUUGAGAAUUUAAAGAAAAGUCCCUUGAUCCCAAGGACAGUCCACCUGUAUAUUGGCCUAUUUUGACCUCUUCUUCUUAAUGGUGACUACUCCUGCUCAGGCUGCACAGAAAAAGCAUUUUGGUUUCAGAAAUUCAUUCCAGUUGUACAGAUAAAAUAUAACUGAUAGAAUUCUACAUGAUGGUGCAUUUAGUGUGUGAAAACAGUCUAGAUCCAGUGAUCCCCAGGCAUGUACCUCAUAACGGUAGAGAUGUCAGGCACCCUUGUACCCCAGGCAUCUUCACUUGGUCGCAAGUAAUCAAUAGCCAGGUGCAAAAUGUGCCUGGAGCCUGACUAAUUUCAAACACUGACAACAUACUUCCCUCUUGUGAUUCCCAGCAACUGGCAUGCAGAGGUAUACUGCCUCUGACAGUGGCGGGUAGUAUAUAGCCAACAUGGCAAAUAGCCAUUGGAAGGUAAUCUUAUCCCCUGUGAAACUUAAUUCUCUCUUCAUCGAUAACUAGAAAGCAUGGGCUCUCCUGUGCUUGACAGCAGAACAUAUUCUGGAACAGCAGCUUCUGCAUCUCUUCUGUCCUUUCUACUUUUACAUUCCUUUCCUUUAAAAGCCUCGUUAAGUCCCUUAGAGACCUCAAGGACUGGCACAGCCCCAUAGAAAUGAUGCCAAGAACAAAAGAAGGGGAUGGGUCACAUUUGUUGAUGUGAUGAAAGAAGCAUAGAAUUGUAGAGUCGGAAGGGAUCCGAAGGGUCAUCUAGUCCAACUCCUUGCAGUGCAGGAGGAACAAGUGGAAGUAGGAAGACCAUAUUUUCUUUUCUUUCUUAGUCUGAGGCUUCCAUGCUCUAAAUGGAUGAAUUAAGCCCCCUCCCCUCUUUAACUAUCUCAAGCUUGCUCAUCCUAUUCCAAUCAGUCACAGUCUUGACAUGCAAAGCUGAAAAUGUGGAGCUUCUUAAGUGCUUAUUUUGUAGAAAACAGGAAAAAAAUUAGAUACAAGUUUAGGAGUGGAAACCAGAGUAAAUACUGAGGUGAGGGCCAACAGUGGCCUCUGCCCAAUUGAAUGCAGCCCUUUGCUUGAUUUCUUGUGGGUGGCAUGGAGCAGGAAGUGGAACAAAAAGAUAAAAGCGGGUCCGCUACUCACUACUGGCUGUUCUAGUUCUGAAUGGCAAAUUAGAGCUGUUUUGAUGCCUUCAAUAUGGUCGAAAGAAACUUAUCUAAUGGAAGCAGGCGGUCUGCUGUUUUUUAACUUUUGUAUCUUCUGUCCCCCAGCUUAUCAGACCUGCCAGAUUUUAGACAGGGAAAAGAGUCACUGAAACCUCACCAGAUGACACGUGGAAACUUCAGACACAAAUGUGCUUAUUAGGGGUCGUUCCUUGUUGAACUUUUUGGGGUUUUGAGUAAAUAUACUGAGAAAGCUUUGCUAUAUAAGUGGUUUGUAGUACAGUAUUUUGCUUUCCCCCGUUCUCAUGUAGUAGCUUUUUUUUGUUUUUUGCAGGUAGUGAAUCUGUUGAUGGGCAUUUUGCUGACUGUUGAAGUUACUCACCCUAAUACUGUGCCAACAGUGGAUAUCCAAUCUGAAAUCAUUGGUAGCUACUAUCCCUCUGAGAGGGUGGCUGGUAGGUAUAUAUAUUUUCUGGAGAGCAAUGAUCUUUGAUAUCGUGUGUUGUGUGUUUUUCAGAGUACAUAGCUCCAUAUCAAAAUGUGUUUUGAAAUUCAUUUGUGAGGUACAUUAAUCAGGGAUCAAACACUUCACUUAGCUUCCCAAGCCAUAAUUUGUGGCUUUCAGUAAUUUCUCCUCUUUUCUGCAUAUGCCAGAGAACAUGGGGAAACAUGUCCAUGUUUCUCUUUGGUGAGAAGAUGAUUGAUUAGAAGAUCCCUCACCACUCCACAAGUCCUAUUUACAGGAGGUCUGUUCACACUGACCUCUCAGAAUAGAAAGAUGUUCAUGGAAGAUCUGUAUAGAAAACAACACACUCCAUCAGUAGGAGACAGAAGAAACUUAACUAAUGCCCUUUUUAGCUAAGAAUUAUGCUUGUGACUAAGUGUUGCCUAGCAUACUGUUUUUCAACUUUCUUCAGACAAAUAAAACAUGGCAAAGUAUCUUCUAUCUCAAGUGAUAUUAAACAGUAUCUUAUUCUAUUUGUGUAGAGUCAAGCUGACUUGGUCAAAAAAUUGAUAAGCAGGAAAUGCAGACUGAAGCUCAGUUGGCCUUCAACUGGUGGGAACGGACCCGCUAGUGGACCAUGGUCUGAUCCAUGGUGGGUCACAACAAGAGCACUGUCGCUACGCAAAUAUAUUGUAAAAGAUUAAGAAAUGGGUCCCCAAAUGCAUGUUUGGGUCAAAGGUGGGCCAUGGGUCUGAAAAGGUUGAAGACAGCUGCUCUAAAAUCCAUUGCAGAAGUGAAGGUGAUCCCUCCCUCCCAAGUGACAUUGAGAUGCUCAAUGGAAGAGUAGUAUUGCAAAGUUGUCUAACAAUGGUGAAACUAUAGAGAACAUAAAAAGAAAAUGAAGUAUUCUUAAGGAAUAUGCAUUGUUAAACUAGCUUCUCCCCUUGCAACCAGCUUUCCUAAGAUAGAUAAAAUAAUUCAUUGUGGUGAAAAAUUCGUGUGUUAAAAUUUGUCAAAGAUGUAGAGUGUUCUGGUAGCUUAGAGGUGAGCUCCAUUAUGCCUCUAUAUUAACUUUUAUGCCUACAUACUGAUAGAUUGUCAGUGCGCUGCAAUAUCCCAUUUAUGUGAUAGAAAUUCUUCAUCAUAUUGUAUAUUUAAAAUAGUGGUUCAAAAAGCAGUUACUAGAGAGGCCUACAAUACUUUUGAUCACAUUUCCAAAUUUUUUUCUUCCUUCUGCUACAUUCUGAUGCACUCUUUUGUUAACCAGUGCACAGUGCUUUUGCCAUUUGUCUAAGUUUUCAGUCCAUUUUGCGAGGUACUUAAUUGGAUGUUCAGCAAAUAUAAAUCCUUGAUGUACUUUUAUUGUUAAAAAUGACUCUUGGUGUUUUUCUCCCACCAGAAAAUGCAUGUGUUCUCUUUGCUAUCUCGCUCCUCAUGUUCACAAUAAGUGCUAUGAUGGUGUAUGGAGCAAUUGCUGUAAGUAUAUAUGAAUGGUUUUCAGCACUAAACUUUCCUCGAUUCGAUUCACUUCAGAAUUAAUGAAUUCUUGUUUUGCACUUUUAGCAUCGAGUUGGCUGGCUGAUUCCAUUCUUCUGUUACCAGCUCUUUGACUUUGUUCUCAGCUGUCUGGUGGCUAUAAGUUCUUUGACAUACUUACCAAGAAUAAAGGACUACCUGGAUCAGCUGGUAAGUGUCUAAAUGUAAAUGUUGUAUUCUGAUCCGGAGACAAAUUUAUUAUUUUCCUGAUGAAGGGGAUGCUUUAUCAGAGUUUGAUAUGCAGAUAAAGGCCAAGUUCGCAUGGUGAGAAUGAGCUGCAGAGAGCCUUGGGCUUAUGUGCUCCCCCUCCUUCUCCCCCUUGGCCACAAUGAGCAGUUUAGGAGCUUUCAUGUCUAAUUUAUAAUUACUCCACCUUGCAAUAUAAAAAUUAACACUGUGUGUGUUUAGAAACAAGCUGGCUUUAGAUCAUGGGUUAUGAAGCUGGCUUGUUUGCAAUGUAGACUUGAUGCUAAACUGGUUAAUAAACAUUGGAAGCAAAAACUUCCAAACUCAUGGCUGUGUCAGUGGAGCAGAGGGAAAUAAGGGAGUGGCUUGCUGUGGCUCAUUCUUACAGUGACUUCCAUACAUGCCCAGUAUGUUUGUAUCUUGACUUCUGUAUUUCUAAAGAAAAUUUCUACAUCUGUUUGUUUAACAGCAGGUGUUCUCUCUUAUAGCAUAUUGGUUAAAAUAUAUUUCCUAGCUGUAUUUUUAGUGGAUGAAAAUUAGAGCUUGGUUGAAUGUCAUUAUAACUUACUCAUUUUUAAAAGAACGAGGUCUGACAUCCUUGUUCUGGUUAUGACUGGUGUAUUCCUCCCUUCUGAAACUUUUGAGGAAAAUCUUUGUGUGUUGGCCUUGGAUUCCAUGCUAAUGAAACACAUUGACUUCCUCCUUGCUUCCUAGAAUGGAUCUGUGUCAUAUUUAAAUACGUCGGGAGACUUGUAUGGGCCUGCCUUCUAUGGUUCCAAAGCAGAGGUGUAUCUGUCACAAGCUAAAUGGAUACUCUAUGAAACUGUUUUCAUUUCAUCUAAUUUUGUUUACAAAUAAAGUAGAGCUUAGGAAACAUAGGUUUUUUUCUUUAAAAAAUAACUUCUAAGUACAAAAGAUAGCUUUUGAAGUUGUUGAAUAAUGUUAUCCUGGUCUAUAUUUAAAACAUUUCUAUUUCCUUCACUAGCCAGAGUUUCCGUACAAAGAUGACCUCCUUUCCCUCGAUUCAAGCUGUCUUCUGUUCACUGUUCUGGUGUUUUUUGCCUUGGUGAUCAUCUUGAAGGUCAGUUUUUGGAUAUUACAAUCUUUUAGGAAACACUAGUGUUGUUGCUGAAUUUUCUCUAUAGCCUUCUUCAAGUGUUUAACUUAUGGCUAAGUAAACAGGAUUUAUAGCAAGUAGAGAUUAGUGUGCUAAUUCCCUUGUUAGCUAAAAGACAAUUUUCUGAAGUACUUGAGGUUCCCUGUGCAUUUGAUGAGUGCAAGGGACUCCUCACUUCACAAGGUCAACCCCCACAAACUGAAAGGUGAUUGGGAUGGAACUAAUAAGCUCUGCCCUGCCCUUCCCCCCCCCCCAAAUGUUUACUAAAUGUGAGAACAAGUUUGCAAGGUCUGCCCCUAUUCUUCUUACUUUUCAGCUUAUGGAGCAUGGCCUUGUGAAGCAGAGAGUCUGUUGUACUAGGUCAGAGUUAAAAAAGAAGACAAAAUUACUACCAAUCAGACCAGUACAGUAACAUUUAGGGUGUUUUAGACACAUAUUUUUCCCCCUGAACUAUACAUUGCAAGUACAUGACAUCCAUACAGUAUAAAACUAUGUGCUUAGAUUGGAGAUAAUUGAUUUUCAUGCCUGGUUUUAUGUGAUAGUCAUACGGCAGGCAGGUAUAGUUUGCCAAAAUGCCCUGGUGGACUAAGUUUAGGAACCUGGAAGACAUAAUUAAGUAUACAGGCUAAAGAUUUCCCACCCACUUCUAACACUUAGGAGGCAGCCUAUUUGCAGCACCACGUUACCUAGUUAAUACUGCUUUCCCCUUUGUUCCAUCAUCCAGGAAAGGGUUCACACUUUCUAGACAGUGGAAUGCAUCAGGGGUUACUGGCCUGUCUUUUUAAUUUUCUGCCUACAAAUUAGCUUGGGGACAGGUGUGGAGGUCUGUUAGAGGCAUGAAAUAAUGGAUGCACUCAACACCAUCCCUUUACUUCUUCAGUUUGGUAAUUUUAGCUCCUUUCAUAGCAGUUUCAGAAUCUAGUCUAAAAGUUUUCUGUUUGGUGCACUGAACCUGUCUUUUUAAGCAUAAAGAGUACACAAUCACAGUUAGGAACUGUUGAAACAAUUAAAUUCCAUCUCCCCUGCAGUUCUGAAGUUUACAUUCCUCUGUGCUUUGUUUUGUUCUCCAUAUACAUUAUGCUGAUGUUGGUAUGCUAUCCAGCUAAAAUGAAGGUAUUUUAAUUUGAUGCACUAGAAGUGCUGGCUCUGUGACAACAAGGUGUUUGUGUUGUAGUUUUAGCUGUAGCAGCCUUCAGUUCCUUAGAAAAUGAUAGCACUUACUUUGUGCUAGAAUAAACAACUAAAUAAACUUACAUAGCAUGUCUGCUGAAUGGUAUGUAUGUAUGUAUGUAUGUAUGUAUGUAUGGUCUUCCUAGAAAUGUAAUUUACAAAUCUGCUAUUUAUUAUUUUAAAAUAUUGUUUGUCCCCUUGCAGGCCUACCUAAUUAACUGUGUGUGGAAUUGCUAUAAAUACAUUUGCAACAGAAACUUGCCUGAGAUCGCAGUGUACCCUGCAUUUGAAGCACCUCCACAGGUAAAAUCUUGACAAGACCAAAAUAAGCUGCCAGUUGUAAUUUUGAGUGACAGGGCUGAUGACAUUAUAUGUCUUUGAGCCAGGGGUCAGCAAACUUUUUCAUUAUUAUUUUUUUUGAAAAAAAAUAUAUGAAUAAAUUCCUUUGCCCCACAUAUAACCCAGAGAUGCAUUUUAAAUAAAAGCACACAUUCUACUCAUGUAAAAACACGCUGAUUCCCGGACCAUCCACGGGCCGGAUUUAGAAGGCGAUUGGGCCAGAUCUGACCCCCGGGCCUUAGUUUGCCUACCCAUGCUUUGAACCAACUUCAUUUUUUACAAGUGCCAAAUUAGCAUUCUUCCGUCAAGCAUAAGUGUUUGGAUGCAAAAUGCAACAACAUGAAAAAUCUGAUAGCUACAAGCUUUGGUCUCAAACUGACAGCAGUGUAUUAAGGCAAAUGUUAUAUAACGGCCUAGUUUGCAUAUUCAGGUUAGGCAAGCCUGGGACUAUGCAAACAUACAAGCUCCCAGAAAGGAGAUUGCAACUGCUGUACUCUUCCCUGGGCCUUUUUGCUAGAACACCAUGCUGAGUUGAGCUAAGGCUUGACUUAGUGUGUUAUUCAAAGAUGGGUUUCUGGUUAAGCUUUCUCCAGGCAAACCAUGGCCUGAAUACAUCUGACAAAUGAUUAAAUUAGUAGCUGUUUCAAAUUGUAUCUGUACCUACUAUUAAAGCAGUACAAUUCUUGCAAUAGCUGUAAUGGGUUUCCCUGUGUAAGCAACUUUUCAGGAGGGAUGCCUCCGAAAUCACAUUUUUCUCUUAACUAUUUUUUAUGCUGUCACUCUUGAGGUGGAGUAGUCACCCCCAAGCAACAUACUUUCUUUGAUUUCUGUGAUAAAGUAGUAGCACAAAAUGUGAGCAAUUUUCAUUUUAUGCUGAUUUGCAAUCUUUUGACAUUGGGCGAAGGAGUUCUUUGCAAGUCCACUCGUAACACCAGCCAGGUACUUGCAUGACCAGGAGACACAAAGUGAUAGCUUCAUCUAAAAUGUUUAUGUUAAGGGUAAAGUUAUUCUGAAUCCGUGGAUUUAUUGUCAAACUCUUAGCUGCAGGUAACUUGACACACUGUUCAGCAAUAAGCCACUUUGUUCUGUGGCCUGUCCUUCGAAGGCAGAGGUCCUCUGGCUGGGUCGGGAUGGUAUGGGGAUGAGGGACCAACUCCCUUCUCUUGCGGGGGCCCAAUUAGGGCCAUUGCCUUCCGUUAAGAGUUUGGGUGUAAUCCUUGACGCCUCCCUUUCCAUGGAGGCGCAGGUUACAGCAACAGCCAAGGCAACAUUUUUCCACCUUCGCUGCAUCAAGCAGUUGGUCCCUUACCUUUCCUGCCCUGACCUGGCCACAGUGAUCCAUGUGACGGUCACCUCCAGGCUUGACUACUGUAAUUUGCUCUACGUGGGGCUGCCCUUGAAGCUGUCCCAGAAACUCCAGCGGGUGCAGAAUGCUGCAGCGAGGCUCCUCACGGGGUCUCUGCCAUGGGAGCUGCACUGGCUCCCGGUGGAGUACAGGGUCAGAUUUAAGGUGCUGGUUUUGACCUUUAAAGCCCUUCGCGGCCUAGGACCCUUGUACCGACGGGACCGCCUCUCCCGGUAUGCCCCACGGAGGACCUUAAGGUCCAUAAAUAGCAACACCCUAGAGGUCUCGGGCCUUAAGGAAGUUAGAUUAGCCUUGGCCAGAGCCAGGGCCUUUUCAACACUGGCUCCGGCCUGAUGGAACGCUCUGUCUCAUGAGACCAGGGCCCUGCAGGAUCUGAUUUCUUUCCGCAGGGCCUGUAAGACAGAGUUGUUCCGCCUGGCCUUUGGCUUGGAGUCAAUUUGAUUCCCUCCCCCUCUUUCUUUUUCCUUUCUCCUCCUGUGAUGAGGCUGCAUUUUAAUGUUUUAAUGUUGUAUUUUAAUCUUGUUUUUAAGUUGUAUUCAUUCAACUUGUUUUUAUUAUUGCUUGUUAGCCGCCCUGAGCCCAGCCUUGGCUGAGGAGGGCGGGGUAUAAAUAAAAUUUAUUAUUAUUAUUAUUAAAAACACAUAGCAGUGAAACUUUCUCGAGGUUAUCUGAAAUUGGUUUCUCAACUUCCUCAUAUAUAUGUAUAUUUAAAAUCUGUGUUUCCCUUCUAUAGUAUGUCCUGCCAACCUAUGAAAUGGCUGUAAAGAUGCCAGAGAAGGAACCUCCACCUCCUUACAUACCUGCCUGAAGAAAACUGAAAACUUGUGGUUGAACACCCGUACCAGCUUCACUUUUUUAUAUUGCCAGACUGCUUUAAUAUUCAGGGCUUUAGGUGCAAAGCUACAUGGUUGAGAGGCAUUUGAUAUAACCUUACUAAAAUCCAUAUGAAAAUCAUCCCCUUGCCAGUAGUUUUUAAUUUCAUUGAUCAUCUCAAUCAUUUUACAGUUAUGCCUUAGGGUUUAAUUCUGCAAGUACCUCUAUAUUUGUAUAUAACUUCAUUCAUAUGCAUUUACGUUUUCAUUUAAUUUGAUAAAUAAGGAUUAGUAUUGGACGUAGGUGUUCACAUGAUCAGGCAUUUUACAAAUAUGGAUUAGUUCUGAAGGACAAUCUGAUCAGUUGGCAAGAUAACAGCUUGUGUUUUUCUUCUUCAUUUAUAUUGUAGUGGGAAGUUCAGAUGUGGUAUAUGAUAUAUAUACAUAUAUAUACACACACAUGCAUAUGUAUAUAUAUAUUUACUUGCACUUUCUCGUACCUUUCUUUAUUGUUAUUCAAUGCCUUGAAACAGUAUGUUCAGGAAGCCUAAAGCUGGCACUAAUUUGAAGUUUUUCCUAUAUGCUGUGAAUGCAGCAAAAGUGCAGCAAGAAAUUACAUUUGUGUCAGUUGCAUGCUUCCAAUCUGUGUGCAUUUCCAUCUUUGUUUAUAAAUGAUGUUUAAUAAAAUCUUGUUAAAAAAAAUAAUCCAGUGGUGUAUGAUUUCAUUCGUUGUGUUCAUUAAAAUAAUUCUUGGGGUUUUUUUGUCUGCCAAAAUAAAACUCAUACUUUGAAAUC